Molecule: messenger RNA, 1998 nt
Organism: Spirodela intermedia
Lineage: Eukaryota; Viridiplantae; Streptophyta; Magnoliopsida; Alismatales; Araceae
Source: the annotation of a GenBank genome assembly
AUGCGAUCCUCCUACUUCCGUUUCUCAUCUCUUUGCAGAAGAAAAAGACCCCCUCUUUCCUCAUCCUCUUCCUUCCGCCGUCGUCUCUCCAUCUCCCGGGUUUCUGUCUCUUCUUCAUCCUUUACGGCCGAGGCGGGCGCGGAGGACGAACCAUCGGAAGGCGUCGUCGCUCUACCGCCGCCGCCUCCGCCUCACAUUCUAAUGGCGGAGGAGAUGUUCGAACCGCCGGCCAGGUCCGGCCGCUACACGCAGGGCGACGCCACCUUCUGCAACCUGGCCCGCUCCUUCGCCGAGAACGGCGACUUCGACUCCCUCGAGAAGCUCCUCCACACCAUGAGCCGACAGGGCCGCAGUCUCCCGGAGAGCCUCUUCAUUACAGCCUUCCGUGCCUGCGCUCGCCUCCGCCUUCCCCAUUGUGCCCUCUACCUGUUCGAUCGAAUGACUGGCGACUUCCGCUGCUCCCCCACCAUUCGCUCCUUCAACUCUGCACUCAACGCUGUCGUCUCCUCCGGCCUCUUCGAGGAGGCCGUCGCCUUCCACGCCCGUGUGGCCGCUGGUGGGGGGCUUACCCCCAAUCUUCUCACAUACAAUCUUCUGCUCAAGUGCCUCUGCAGAUCCGGAGACCUCGACCAGGCGGUGGAGAUCUUCCGGGACCUUCCCCGCCGCGGCUACAGCGCGGACGCUUUCACCUACUCCACCCUGAUGGACGGGCUCUGCAGAGAGGGCCGGGUAGAGGAGGCCAUGAGCCUGCUCGACGAAAUGCACGUAGAGGGGUGCCCUCCCACGGCAGUGACCUUCAACACACUCCUCCGCGCCCUCUGCCAUCGCGGCGAUCUCCGGCGAGCCGCCAACCUCACGCGGAAUAUGGCCCUCAAGGGCUGCCUCCCCACGGAGGCCACCUACAACACGUUAAUCCAUGGUCUUUGCCUGAAGGGGAAGCUGGACUCCGCCAUCGAGCUGCUGGAGAGGAUGGUGAAGAGCGGGAGAAGCCCAAAUGAGAUCACCUACGGGACCAUUCUAGACGGGCUGGUCAAGUGCGGGCGGACAUCUGAUGCGGAGAGACUAGUGGGAGCCAUGGCGGACGAAGGUUUCUUCCCGAAUGAAUUCAUCUACUCGUCCCUCCUCUGCGGCAUGUUCAACUCCGAGAGGCCGGAGGAAGCCCUGAGGCUUUGGGCGGCCAUGAAGUCAAAGGGGCUGAAGCCCAACACCGUCCUCUACACAUGCCUCCUCCAUGGGCUCUGCAGAGGAGGCAACGUUGAGGAGGCGGAGACAGCUCUCACAACGAUGGCGGCAGACGGCUGCAAGCCCAACGUCUACACCUACAGUGUUCUGAUGGAGGGCUACUUCAAGGCGGGGAGGAGCGAGAAAGCAGUGGGGAUAUGGAGGGAGAUGGUCAGCGCCGGCUGCCGGCCCAACCAGGUGAGCUACAGCGUGCUGAUCCACGGCCUGUGCGAGGCGCGGCUGGUGAGGGAGGGGAUGAUGGCGUGGAAGCGCAUGGUGAGCGAAGGCUGCACCCCCGACGUGGUCACCUAUGGAGCCAUGAUAAGGGGGCUCUGCGAGAGCGGGCGGCUGGACGCCGGCAUGCGGCUGUUCAGCGGCAUGGUGGCCAGUGGCGGGCCUGAGCCGGACGCCGUCAUCUACAACAUCCUUCUCGGUGGGCUCUGCAAGAGCGGGGAGCUCACCCGCGCGGUGGCGCUGCUGGGGCAGAUGCUGGACAGGGGCUGCGACCCCGAUUUGGUCACCUGCAACAUCUUCCUGGGGAGCCUCAGGGAUAGCGGAGGGGAGAAAGUGCUGGAGUUUCUGGAAGGUUUGGCGGCGAGGAUGUUCAGAAGGGAAAGAGCGGCAGGAGCAGCGGUGAUCGUGGAAGCUAUGCUCAGGAAGCAUCUCGGUCCGGGGGCCUCCACCUGGGAGAAAGUGGUCAGGGGGUUGGCCAAGCGGAGGAAGGUGAUGGUCGCAAUUGACCGUUGCUGGGAGGUGCUCUUCGGGGUACCUGGUUGA